Cottoperca gobio is the source of this 1542-nucleotide messenger RNA. RefSeq names its product cell division cycle associated 8 (gene cdca8). The transcript is spliced from 11 exons. Gene Ontology annotation, cellular component: spindle midzone; chromosome passenger complex; chromosome, centromeric region. Gene Ontology annotation, biological process: mitotic sister chromatid segregation. The coding region runs from base 182 to 1021 and encodes 279 amino acids. NCBI's taxonomy places the organism in Eukaryota, Metazoa, Chordata, Actinopteri, Perciformes, Bovichtidae. The record is from RefSeq and is a predicted model, not a curated record.
UUUCCGUGCUCCUGAUGUAAACACUGACGUUUGGCGCUGUGAUUGGUCGAGAACCAUUUUCCUUGACGCAAUUCACACACAAGUUCUAAUUGGCUGACUUCACGCCUGGCCCCUCCCCGCGCGGACAUUUGAAAACGGCUUUGUGAAGAAGGAAGAGGGACGAAGAAAAAUAUAAUCAAACAUGGCUCCCAGAAAAAGGACGACCAAACAACGGAAAAACAACCCAAAGACGGCCAAGCUGGAAGCCUUUCUGGAGGAUUUCGACAGCGAAAUGAAGACCAGAGUUGGACAAAUGAAAGAGAAGCUCAACCAGCUGCUGAAAGAUGUCGACAACAGCUACAACAUGGCACUAAUUAAGGUCUCCAAGGCUGACCGGCAAAUGCCCUGGUUGGAACAAUUCAAUUCUGAAAAACUAAAGUCACCAGAAGUGGAUAAUGUAAGUAGAGACGAGGAAGCCGCUAUUGUUGACAGCGUUGUGGCCGAGGAUCACGCAGCCCUUCUGAAAUCAGUCAAGAAAACAACUAAGAAAAAAGGUGGAGCUAAAUCCAGUUCUGAGGAUGAAAACACCCCGAGUACAACAAGGAAGGGGAAAGCAACAAGGAAACCUCCAACUACAUCAAAAAGAGCAAAGGCGUUGACAGUCAGCAAGCAGAACGCCUCCAUCAGACGAUCGAGCAGGAAGCCUUUGAUCACUCCUGCCAGGAGUAUGCUGGACUCUUCCUUCAUGAUGGGCCCUACUCCCCUCAUCACCCCGCGCUUCGACCCAAGGCUUCCUAAAACCCCUGCUGUGAGGAUUCCCCGCCACAAAGAGAGGGUUUAUAGCAUUUCAGUCAACGGCUCUCCUAUUGCAGCAGGAAAUGAGGACAUUGUCAUCAACGUUCCCAUCGGCAACGGAGAGAGUGUUCAGCUUUUUGCCAGCCAGAUGGACACAGUGGAUCUGUCUCUCCUGGAUGAGACCGCUCUGAGGAGCAUUCGGCUGCUGCAGAAUCGCCUUACAACCCUGUGUGGAACAUCAGAGUGACUUAACUGCCUGCUGUCCACUUGUACAUUACUUUUAAGAAAUUGUAUCUUUAUUUCAAAGCUUUGCGUCCUCAUGGUAUGGUAUAAUGUUUUUUUUCCUUUUAUAGGUAAGAUAAGUGUGGGUUCGCAUGUGUUAUUUUAUCAUUUAUUUUAUUCAUUUACUUUUGUAAGAUGGUUUAGUUUACGAUCUUAAUAACUUCACCUUUCAUUUUUACUUGGGUAUUACCUCCUGCAUUAGGUUUAACUCUUUGGGGGAAUUCUGCCUCAUGUCCGUCUCUUUUUACUGCAUUUCCAGUCUUUUACUCCGGUUGGCCUGUCAGACAUGUAAACUUUGGACUUUAGUUGUCCUACAAGCUUGGUAAGAGUAAUUUGACAGAUCUCUACUCUGCAAAUAUGAUUUACUGUUCAUUGAUUUGUAAGUACACUCUAAUCUUACAUUUUUCAUUUCAUUUUGUCAUUGUUUAUUCAACAAUCUGUACAUCACUAAUUGUCUGCAAAACUGAUAAAGAUUUUUUGACCACA